Rhincodon typus (whale shark) is the source of this 1926-nucleotide messenger RNA. It is a transcript of the gene c1d, whose product is annotated as C1D nuclear receptor corepressor. Gene Ontology annotation, molecular function: DNA binding; RNA binding. The transcript has 4 exons. NCBI's taxonomy places the organism in Eukaryota, Metazoa, Chordata, Chondrichthyes, Orectolobiformes, Rhincodontidae. Gene Ontology annotation, biological process: maturation of 5.8S rRNA; regulation of gene expression. The record is from RefSeq and is a predicted model, not a curated record. The coding region runs from base 48 to 467 and encodes 139 amino acids. Gene Ontology annotation, cellular component: exosome (RNase complex); nucleolus.
GAUCCGGAAGUGGUCCUCCUACACCUACUAUUUCCGGCUGGUGCAAGAUGGCCGCGCCUUUGGGUGAGGAGUACCCGACUGAGAUCCACGAGUUCCUGGUGGGCUUCGAGGAGUCCCUGAAAUCCGCCGACGGGACGCUGAAGACGUUGAUGUCGGUGCCCCGGAGUGAGCUGCUGCAGAAGCUGGGCCCUCUUGAGCAAGCCAAGCUGGAUUUGGCCUCUGCUUAUGCAUUGAAUUCAAUGUUUUGGAUAUAUCUAAUUACACAAGGAAUCAACCCCAAAGAGCAUGCUGUCAAACAGGAAUUGGAGCGGAUAAGAACCUACAUGAACAAAGUGAAAGAAAUAACAGACCAUCAGAAGGCGUCAAGACUGGAUAAGGGAGUGGCCUCGCGCUUUGUCCGACAUGCACUGUGGGAGGCAAAGCCAGAAGGACGGUCAAAAACGCCAUCCAAAUCCCCCCAUCAUUGAAAAUGCAAGAAAGAAAAAUCAGCAUUGUCAGAAUAAAUGAGGAGGAACUUUGGGAACUUUCUCUAUCAUGCCACUGGGUGUCAGUAAUGUUUAACAACAUUUAAAGCUGUUUCUUGUUUUUAAAAAUCCAAAAAAGAAGCUACAUACUAAAUCUAAAUGGAUCAGAUUUUUCUUUGAAUUGACAAGAAAGCUGGUCACUGCAGGCAUGAGCAAUAUUGUUCUUCAAGUGUGACAAUUCACAACUUUUAAUUUAAAGAAACUUUAAAUUUUUUUAAAGUACCUAUGUCCUUUUGUAUGGAGUUGAUCUCAUUACUAAGAUUAUCAUGUUUUACUUUUUUUAAUGGAAGAUUGUUUCCAAUAUGAUAUGAGUACUUCAGUACAUUCUGCGAUGGUUUGACGGGCAACCUGGGAAAUGUACGCUCUCCCUGCUUUAAGUGGUAUCACCCUCAUCCAACCCCCAACCCUUUUUUGUUGGAUAAAGAGCCAAAUCAUUUCUGAUUUUAGUGAAUACAAGAAACUCCACAGGUCUGGCAGAAUCUGUGGAGAGAGAGAGAAAAAGAAUUAAUGUUUUGAGAGCUGAGGUUCUGACCACGUGUCAUGUCGCACUCAACGUUGAUUCUAUUCCUCUCCGUAGCUGGAGCCAAACCUCCUGAGUUUCUCCAGCAUUUUGUUUUUCUCACUUCUCCCAAAUCCCUUGCUUUUAUUUAAAAUAAACUUUAGCAAUUCAUAUGUGACACAUAUUUGAACAGUCAUCUCCCUCUAGAGCUUGUGGUCUGAAAACCUCUUUAUUUAAUUACCAACUCGAUCGUGUUUUAAUGUAUAUGUCAUAUGUCCCUUUUAGGCUGAGACCUGGAUUCAAGUCCCAACAUCUCAUGAGCAGGUUGGUUAGAAACAUCAAGGCAUCUGAUAUUUUCCUGAUGACGGAAAUGGCAUAGACAGUCCUGAAUGUGGCCAUUUGGUGUUCUGAUUUGUAUCAGACCUCUGGGGUGUUUACAUUUGUUUAUUUGAGAAACAACAGGUUCCAUUUAUAAUAGUGGUACUGCAGAAGUGGGUUAAUGGAAGUGACUUGGAUUUGCUUGGUGUGUGCUAGAAUGGGCUUGAUCAUCACCCAAUUGACUGCCUUAAAAUCUGCUUUUGUGUCCUUCUUGCUACAAGUGGCCAGCAGCUUGAUUGACGCCUUCAAAAAUGAAGUUCUUUACAUCCAAACAGGAAGAGGCCAUUCAGUCCCUCAAGUCUGUUCCUGGCAUCCAACAAGAUUAUGGUUAUGUAUUAUCCUUAGCUAGUAUAAAGAUUAGUCAUGUCAGGUUCAAGGAUGAUUGAGUGAGCAAGCAUACUUUUUUUGUGGGAGAGAUUUCUUCACUUUUGAGCAAAUAUGUGAUUUCCAACUUUUCUCUCUUGAAUGGCCUGGAAAAAAAUCUCUACCCUAUCAUUCCCUUUAUUCUAAUAAACCUGAAAUCAA